UCUUUAGAGAAAAACAAAAUGGUGAAGUUCGAGAGUUUUCCUAUACUGUUAGGGUUAGUUCUGGUUUUAACUCUGGUCGGAGCUCCGACCAAAGCCGAUGGACCUGUUUGUCGUCAGGCUGAGAAAUUUAGCAGAGCUAGCUUUCCUGAAGGCUUCCUUUGGGGAACCGCAACUGCAGCGUUUCAGGUUGAAGGAGCUGUUGAUGAAGGUUGUAGAGGUCCAAGCAUGUGGGACACUUACGCUAAGAAAUACCCACAUAGAUGUAAGAAUGAUAGCGCUGAUGUUGCUGUUGAUUUCUACCAUCGUUACAAGGAAGACAUUAAGUUGAUGAGAGACCUCAACACCGAUGCUUUCAGACUUUCUAUUGCGUGGCCCAGAAUUUUCCCACAUGGAAGAAUGUCUAAGGGAAUAAGCAAGCAAGGAGUCCAAUUCUACCACGACCUCAUCGAUGAGCUUCUCAAAAACAAGAUAACCCCACUAGUAACAGUCUUUCACUGGGAUACUCCUCAAGACCUAGAAGAUGAAUACGGUGGUUUCUUGAGUAGUCACAUUGUAAAGGAUUUUACGGAAUAUGCAAACUUUACUUUCCACGAAUAUGGACACAAAGUGAAAAACUGGAUUACAUUCAAUGAGCCAUGGGUGUUUAGUCGUGCCGGCUACGACACCGGGAAAAAAGCGCCGGGACGUUGUUCACCAUACAUCGAAUUAGAAACGGGGGGGCAAUGUGAAGAUGGACGGUCAGGAUUCGAAGCUUAUCAAGUCAGUCACAACUUACUCUUGGCUCAUGCUUAUUCCGUUGAAGCCUUCAGAGCAUGCAAACAGUGUGCUGGAGGUAAAAUUGGAAUUGCACACAGUCCAGCAUGGUUCGAACCAGCCGACCUUGACAGUGUUGGAGCUCCCAUUGAACGUGUGCUUGAUUUCAUCCUUGGAUGGCAUUUGCAUCCAACAACUUAUGGAGAUUAUCCACAGUCGAUGAAGGAUCGCAUCGGUUACAGAUUACCAAAAUUCACAGAAGCUGAAAAGAGAAUACUAAAAAAUUCUGCAGAUUUUGUCGGAAUGAAUUAUUAUACCUCACAGUUUGCAGCUCAUAUGAAGACCGAAGAUACCAAGAACAUAAGUUGGACGUCAGAUUCUCUUGUUCACUGGGAAAACAAGGAUGUGGAUCAAUACCAGAUUGGUAGCCAGCCUGCUGGGGGUAAACUGCCUGUGUAUUCAAGAGGAAUGAGAAAACUUUUGAAGUAUAUCAAGGACAACUAUGGAGACCCGGAGAUUAUGAUCACCGAGAAUGGAUAUGGAGAAGACCUUAAAGACCUUCAUAAUGACGUGAAAACUGGGACAAAUGAUCACAACAGGAAAUAUUAUCUCCAGAGGCAUCUCUUGAGUUUGCACGAAGCAAUUUGCGAGGACAAGGUGAACGUAACGGGAUACUACGUGUGGUCUUUGAUGGACAACUUUGAGUGGCAAGAUGGAUACAAGGCGAGGUUCGGGCUUUACUACAUCGAUUUCCUUAACAAUUUGACACGUCACCAGAAAGUUUCUGGCAAAUGGUAUUCCGAUUUCCUUAAGCCUGGAUUCCCAACUUCCAAGAUCGUGAGGGAAGAACUCUAAGAUCAUGAAUCCAAAUCAUGAAUCCUCCGAAAAAAAAAUAUAUUGCAAGAGAUCUUGUUCUUGAGGAUUAAUAUCAGUCUGUGUGUUCUAUCUAUAGAUCAUGUUUAUCCUUUUUAUUAAUAUGUGGUUUCUUUUGAUGCUAGCAUACUUGCGAGUUGUUGAAGUAGUCAUUGUAAUAAUAAAAUGUUGCUUACGUCAACAAAAUUAAUAAUUACAUGGUGCCGUCU
This is a messenger RNA of Raphanus sativus (radish), 1835 nucleotides long. Its product is annotated as beta-D-glucopyranosyl abscisate beta-glucosidase. The record is from RefSeq and is a predicted model, not a curated record. The transcript has 13 exons. Gene Ontology annotation, molecular function: beta-glucosidase activity. Bases 19 to 1608 code for a protein of 529 amino acids. Gene Ontology annotation, biological process: carbohydrate metabolic process. Lineage: Eukaryota; Viridiplantae; Streptophyta; Magnoliopsida; Brassicales; Brassicaceae.